GACGAGCGCAAUUUGUCAUACCUCCUUUACCUAAACAUGCAAGAGUGAGAAAUGACAGGGCAAAAUUUGAAUGAGGUUCUAACCUGUAAUUUCGCCCCCGGCCGUUAAAUGGUGGGGCCCGACCCACCUCUAAAUUCCCCGCCUCUGCAACUGCCCGAACUUCUCGUCACUCACCACCUCCUUCUUUCUCAUCUCUCAAAACCCUAGAAUUUCCAAUCUUUCAGCAUUUCACCAAAAUGAAUUUCUGAAACCCUCUCUCUCCUACAUUGCCCAAUAUGGCUUCCCCAUUGGAAGAAGGAGGCGAGAGGGAUCUGGAGAUAGGAAUGAGCUCUGUGCCAGACCCUCACCUUCUUGCCAAGCCACCGUCGCCGUUGCAGUCAUCGCCAUCACCUUCUCGGAUGGCAACGGCGUCACCAUCAUCGAGGCCGGCUCUUGUUGUGUCCAAUUCAUUUAAGACAUUGGCCGGAUCAAGCUCCGGUAAGGCAUUGCUUGUGUCGUAUUCGAGCAAAUCUUUGUUGAUGUCUAAUUCAGGCAAGAGGAUGGACCAGGCCGGGAAGAAGAAGUACGUGAAGCAGGUGACCGGCCGGUUCAACGACACGGAGCUGCAUUUAGCGGCACAGCGGGGGGACGUGGCCGCUGUGAAGCAGAUUCUUGGCGAGAUUGAUGCGCAGAUGAUGGGGACGCUGAGUGGGACGGAGUUCGAUGCGGAGGUAUCGGAGAUUCGGUCUGAUAUGGUGAAUGAGGUGAAUGAGUUGGGGGAGACGGCGCUCUUCACGGCAGCUGAGAAGGGGCAUAUUGACGUCGUAAAGGAGCUGUUGCCCUACAUGACCAAGGAAGGCAUUUCAGCAAAGAAUCGGUCCGGUUUCGAUCCAUUGCAUAUUGCUGCAAGGCAAGGUCACCUAGCCAUUGUCCAGAUACUAUUAAAUCAUGACCCAGGGCUAACUAAAACAGUUGGCCAGUCGAAUGCAACCCCUCUUGUAUCUGCUGCUACAAGAGGGCAUGCUGCCGUGGUUAAUGAAUUGCUGUCAAAGGAUUCCAGCUUGCUGGAUAUAUCAAGAUCCAAUGGAAAGAAUGCAUUACAUUUAGCUGCCCGGCAGGGGCAUGUGGAUAUUGUUAAAGCAUUGCUUGAUAAGGAUCCUCAACUGGCAAGAAUAACUGAUAAGAAAGGGCAGACUGCACUGCAUAUGGCUGUCAAAGGAGUCAGUUGUGAAGUGGUGAGGUUGCUUCUUCGGGCAGAUGCAGCCACUGUGAGGCUUCCAGACAAGUUUGGUAAUAUGCCAUUACAUAUAGCCACCAGGAAAAAGCGAGUAGAGAUAGUGAAUGAGCUGUUGCGCAUGAUUGACACCGAUGUAAAUGCGCUUACAAGAGAACAGAAAACAGCUGUUGACAUAGUGGAAGGACUCGCUCUCUCUGAAGAGACCUCUGAAAUAAAGGACAUUUUGGCUCGCUAUGGUGGCUUCAGAGCAAACGAUCUGAACCAGCCACGGGACGAGCUUAGAAAAACUGUAACAGAAAUAAAAAAAAAUGUUCACACCCAGCUUGAACAAGCCCGGCAAACGUACCAGAACAUGAAUGGAAUUGCCAAUGAGCUGCGAAAGCUCCACAGAAAAGGAAUCAACAAUGCUACCAAUUCAGUCACUGUGGUGGCUUCUCUCUUUGCGACAAUUACAUUUGCAUCUGUUUUCACAGUUCCAGGAGGUGCUAAUGAUGACGGGAUUGCUUCAACAAUAGACACACCAUCUUUCAAGAUCUACUUCAUCUUUAACGCCCUUGCUCUCUUCACAUCAUUGGCUGUUGUAGUGGUACAGAUUACGGUGGUUAGGGGGGAGAUAAAUUCUGAGAGGAGGGUUGUGACAGUGAUCAAUAAGCUGAUGUGGUUGGCGUCUGUUUGCACUACAGUGGCAUUCAUUGCUUCAUCCUAUAUUGUGAUAGGCCGGCAGAAUAUAUGGGCUGCUAUUUUCGUCACAGUUGUAGGGGGAUUUAUAAUGUUUGUAGUUCUUGUUGCCAUGACUUAUUAUGUGGUGAAGUCUAAAAGGGUUCGGAAAGUAAAGAAGAGAGAGAAGUCUGCGAGGAAUGCAACCAAUACAUGGCGUUACUCAGAGAUAUCUGAUGCUGAAGUAAACCCAGUUUAUGCCAUUUGAUGUAAUGGCUUGGACAGGUUUCCUAUGCUCCUUCUGAUAUUUUAUAUAAACGAAAAAAAAAAUCAGAAGAAAUGAAGUAAAUAUUAGAUCUGCAGACGAGUAGCAUUUCAAGUGAUGGAUUUCUUGGAAGUGAUUAAAUUUUGGCGUGCUGAGAUGUUGUACGGUGUAAUAAGAAUCAAUUGUUGAUUACUCGGGAAUCUUUGAUGGCACGAAAUCAGAAUAUCAUAUACUCAGUAUUUAUUGUACAUGUACUCUUUUGUGUUGUCAUCUGAAUUUUCAGAUUAUGUAUAUAUAGCUGAGAGUGGUUUCUCUCCCGAUCAAGAAAACAUAGUGAGGUUUCUGAAUGUCCAGUUAGACCCGUGAAUUUGAAUUCUGUGAAUCAAAUUUGAAGCUGAGCCUAAUUAUGUAAAAUUUGGAAAUUUUGUUUGGUGGAGAUGCAGUGAGCAUUUGAUUUGCCUCAUUGAUAAAGACUGAGAUAUACAUCAAUGGCCAGUAUUAUUUUGUACUAUUCCUUCAAUUAGGAUGGACAAAUCAAGAAACUCUGGUAUGAGAUUAAGGCUGUUUAUAAUUAAUAUUAAUUUUCAUUAUGUUUGUGUAAUUUUUACUCAUUUGUAGUCCUUAAAUUACUCUGUUCAUUUGAUUGCUUCCAUUUUUUAUUUUUAUUUUUACUAUAAAGUCAUCAGUUUCAAUUUUUUAUCAGUUAUAGGGGCUG
Molecule: messenger RNA, 2853 nt
Organism: Cornus florida
Lineage: Eukaryota; Viridiplantae; Streptophyta; Magnoliopsida; Cornales; Cornaceae
Product: ankyrin repeat-containing protein ITN1-like
Exons: 4
Coding region: 276-2141 (621 amino acids)
Cellular component (GO): plasma membrane
Molecular function (GO): protein phosphatase regulator activity; protein phosphatase 1 binding
Source: RefSeq, a predicted model, not a curated record